CUUGUUAGUUAGCUGCUGUAUAUAUUGUUGUUUCUUUUUUAUAAUAAUUUAGUACAAUUAUUAUUGAUAUCGUGGCUCAUAAAUAUUGUAUUAAAGUUCCUUGUGACGCUAAUAAGUUAUCAAAUCAUUGUAAAAUACUAAUAAAAAGGCACAUAUUAUGUAUCGCGAUCAGUUGAUAACACCACCGGCUAAUUCAAUGCGAGUCUAUAAAAGCCACUGACCAAUGAAUGGCCAAAUUAGUUGGCCGUAAAUUUUCGGACGUCUCUUAACGUGCAUCGUGAAUUGGGCAAAAUGUUGCCCCGAAAAUUUGGACUCCUUUUAUUAGGUUUAGUGUUCUACCUAGUCAGCAGUGAAAUUGUUGUUGCCUCUGCUCUUCAAUGUAGUCAUUGUGAUGGCGAGGACUGUGACGAGCCUGUGUUGGAAGAUUGCACCAAUGAGAAUGAUCAGUGUUAUAUACGGCUAGAUGAAACCCUAAACUUCAUUGGCAUGGGUUGUGCCUCGACUUUGGGGAAUGAGACUGAAAUUGCCAACUUAAUCAAAAAUAAAGAGCUUUACGUGUGUUCGACGGCGGAUUGUAAUGGUUUUGAAAAUUUACCACAAAUAAAUGAAUGCACCGUUUGCGACUCGGCAACAGAUGUGAGAUGUGCCGUUCAGCCUGCAACUGCAGGUACAUCGAGACGUUGCAAUACUGUGCCCUUUACACAGUGCUAUGAACGUGUCAAUAUCGCAAACGGUGGCACGACAGAGCGUGGUUGUCUCGUCGAACUGGAAGGUGAUGAUUUCUACAAUUGCCUUAGUGGAGAGGAUGAUAAUUGCAAAGUGUGCACGGAGAGUGGCUGCAAUACAGAGAUCGUGCCCGCCGAUCGGCAACAAUGUCAACGCUGUGAUUCCGAUGCGAAUAGCAAUUGCAGCAACCUGCCAUCAGCGCUCUCCACUUGCCCCACAUAUAACAUAAACGAUACAUGCGUAUCUGUCUACGAGUCCGGUGUGACACGUCGUGGCUGCGCUAGUGAGUUCACUUGCGAUGCAACUGCCAGAAAUUGUGAAAUUUGCGUUGAGAAUGGCUGCAAUCAAGCAAAUGUGCAGAAACGUACCGAGGAAUUGUACGGUAUUUUCCAAGACUUGCCAUUGAAUUGUUACACUUGCGUGGAUGAAGCUUGCGAGACGAGCAAAGGAUUAUUGCGCAAAUGUGUGGGUACCUUAUAUCAAGAUUGUUUCACGGUCUUUGAUGCCGCUGGAACAGUAUUGGAACGCGGCUGUGAAGCAAGCAUUAGUGCCGAACAUCAGUCCCAAUGCGCCACAAACCCGGCACUUUGUUUCAAUUGCAAAUCGAACGGUUGCAACAACAACACUGAAGUUAAAACGAAAGAACAAUGUCUGUAUUGCGAUACAGCCAUCAAUGCCGAUUGUGCAGCGAAUAUAUCCGCAAUUACAAGCACACGCGAUUGCGUAGAUGGCUGCGUGACGGCGUUGUAUGAGCGCGAAUCAACACCUAAUGUGUUCGAUCUGGCGCGCACCUGCUUUGAGGAUGUUGAGUUUGAUGAUCGCGAGACAUGCACCGAGGCGAAUAACUGUGUCCAAUGUACCGGCGAGAAAUGUAAUACAGCGUUCGUGCCUGCCGAAGGACGCCUCUCUUGUUUGCACUGCGAUGGCGAUGAUUGUGACAGUCCAGUAUCGAGUGUUUGUAGCACUUAUUCCACAAAUGAUCAGUGUUAUAUGUUCUUUGAUAAUGUAACAUACAGCGCUGUGCGUAUGGGUUGCAAGAGCAGUUUGCCAACUGGUGCGAUUUACAAUGAUGUUCUGCAUUAUUUCCUCUGCGAUGGUGACGAUUGCAAUGAUUACGACAAUUUACCGGAAGCUCAUAUAUGUUACGUUUGCAAUUCGGCGACAGAUGUGAAUUGUGCCAUCCAACCUACAGCCAUUACAAAUCAAGUGAGAUGUCAAAUAAAUCCGCAUACCGACUGCUUUACGCGCAUUAAUGAUGAUGGUCACACUGUACGUGGCUGUAUUAGCACGCUAAAUAAUACGGAGUUCCUCAGCUGCAAUGAAGGCACACCCGGCGAGUACUGCAGAAUCUGCACUCAAAGCAACUGCAAUGUGAACAUCUAUCCCAGUAGUCGCCAACGCUGCUACCGUUGCAAUUCCUUCGACGACCCCAACUGCGACAAUAAUCCUGAGAAUAGUAAUUAUUCUGCUUGUCCGAUAUUUGACAAUGAUGAUAUUUGUGUGACUAAAUUGAUCGAUGGCAUUGUGCAUCGCGGUUGUGGCACCGAACUAGAAUGUGAUGGUGGUGAAGACUCGAAGACUUGUCGUACGUGUGAGGACUCCUAUUGUAACGAUUAUGUCUUCAAGGAGUAUCCCAUUGGCAAUCCAGGUAUUUUCCAGGAAUUGCCAUUGAACUGUUACAACUGCAAUGGCACCGAGGAGUGCAGCGCCAGUUUAGGAAAUGUGCGAAAAUGCCAAAAUAAUAUAUAUCAAACAUGUACGUCGGUAUUUAAUGCAACCGAUGGCCAAUUAAUCGGACGUGGCUGUAGUGAUGCCUGGGAGGAGGCGUGUGAUGAUAAUGAAAACAAUUGUUACGAUUGCAAAUCGAAUGGUUGUAAUGUGGCCAGGACGGCAGAUGACUACAUCGAAUGUAUCUUUUGUGACGCGCAAGUAGAUGAGCGCUGCUUGACUGAUGUCAGUAAAAUCCAGCAGAGGCGCGCGUGUUAUAAGAGUUGUGUAACGACUUUGUAUAAUCGCACCAAUGAUGCCACGCCGGUGCGUGAAUUAAUACGCACCUGUCUCGAUGAUAUGGAUUUGAACGAUCGUGAAAUCUGUGCCGAUGGUAAUGAUGCAAACUGCAAAGCAUGUGACGAGGAAUAUUGUAAUGAUGCCAGUGUUGGUGAGCGCAUUUCGUGUUAUCAAUGUGUGGGCGAUGAAUGUCAAAGUCCUGUAGCAAAAGCUUGUCGCGCUGUAACCGAAGGCGAUCAAUGCUUCGUAGAAUACGAUGAGACCAGAUCGAUUGUGGAAUUGGGUUGCAAGAGCAAUUACGACCCGGCUGAGGUUAGGGAGCGUAUUAUAGCUAAACGUCUGUGGCUUUGUGAUGGUGAAAAUUGUAAUACUAUCGAUGCCACGCCAUCAAGUCAACUUUGUGCUCUUUGCAAUUCGAUAACCGAUGCGAACUGUGCGAUUGCGCCGCAAAAUGUCACAUCGCAAACAACAUGCGCCAGAGCACCUUAUACGCAAUGCUAUUCGCGUGUGUUGAGUGACGGCCAUACGGAACGUGGCUGCUUGACCAGCAUUGAGGAUGAGGACUUCUACGAUUGUUUGCUGGGCGCAAAUACAGCGCAGUGCUUAGCUUGUGUUGGUAGGCGAUGCAAUUCUGAGAUCUUCCCACAAGAUCGUCGCAGCUGUCAACGCUGCAAUUCCGAAAACGAUCCCACUUGCCAAAGCUCGCCAAACGCCGCUUCAGUAUGUCCAAUCUAUGGCGAAAAUGAAUUCUGUGCCACUAAAUUGGUUAACGGCUACACCUACCGCGGUUGCAGCUCCGAUUUCCAAUGUGACGUCACAGACAGGCUACAUUGUCGCUAUUGCAACGUAGACAAUUGUAAUACUGUUGACUUGAGCAAUUUGAGUGGCUUAGAUAUCGGCGAGCCGGGUAAAUGGCAGGAUCUGCCAUUAACUUGCUACAAUUGCCAAGCGGACGAUUGCCGCAAUGCGACCGGUACACUGUAUGAAUGCGAAAACAAUAACCUGCAAACUUGCCAAACUGUCUUUGGCGCUGAUGAUGAGGUGGUGCGACGCGGUUGUAGUGACGAUGUCUUGGCAACACAUGAGGAAUACUGUGAAGAUAAUGCUGGCAAAUGUGUCGGCUGCAAAUCAAAUAAUUGUAAUAAUGCCACCAGUUUGGAUCAAUAUGUUGAUUGCUACUCAUGUGAUUCGGCGAGUGACGCACAAUGUGCUGUAGACUUCGUUGCCGCAAAUAGCACGCAGCGUCAAUGUCAAGGUUAUUGCGCUGUGGCAUUGUAUCCACGUAGUAGCUCCGAAAAUCCAUCGUACGAACUGGCACGCACAUGUUUGGACGAUUUGGAGCUGGACGAUCGAGAGAAAUGUUUGGCGGGUGAACAUGAGCUUUGUGUGGCAUGCGAGGGUCCGCUAUGCAACACUGCCUCUUUUCCGGCAAACAGACAUAGGUGCUACACCUGUGUGGAUAACGAAUGCAUUGACUAUAAAGUGGCCGAAUGUAGCGCCUACCAUCCGAAUGAUCAAUGUUACAUUAGCUUCGAUGCAGAGAACAGCAUUGUUGGCAUGGGUUGUCGCAGUGACUUAGAGUCCGAUGUCAUAACGGAACUUAUCAAACAGAAGAUACUGUUAUUGUGUGAUGGUGAGUCAUGCAAUGGAGUGGAAUCUAUACCAACCGCUAAAACUUGUUCGGUGUGUGAUUCCGAGAGCGAUGGACGUUGUGCGACCAACCCUAACCUGGUGACCGAUAUAGAACGCUGUACGAAUCUGCCCUACACGAAUUGUUUCACUCGCGUAAAGGAGAAUGGCCAUACCGCACGUGGUUGUCUUUCCAACUUGCCCGAGGACACCUUCUACAACUGUCUCUACGACAACAGUACCCUUUGUGAGACUUGCACCGGUGACAAAUGCAAUGGUUUGGACGUUUUCCCCACAAACCGUUGGCAAUGUCAACAAUGUAGCUCCGAUAUAGAUCCACUUUGCAGUAGCACACCGAACAGCAACAUGAUCUGUCCGAUCUACAACCAAAAUGAUAGCUGUGUCACGAAUUUGCGCGAUGGCAUUACGACACGUGGCUGCGCGUCCAGCAUGCGCUGCGACGAUGAAAGUGACAGGAAUACUUGCCGCAUUUGCACCAUCAGUGGUUGUAAUACGGUGGACUUGGAGAAAGUACAAGAACAAGGCCAACCCGGCAGAUGGCAGGAUGUACCGAUUACAUGUCGCACAUGUGAAGGCGAAGCGAAUUGCGAGAGUUUAGGCAACUAUCGUGUUUGUACCAGCAAUAUAUACCAGAGCUGUAUGACAGUCUUUAAUACAGACGGUAAGGUAAUACAACGUGGCUGCAGUGACGCUGUCGAGGAAAACAAUAACGCGCUUUGCACCACGAACCCAGAAAAUUGCUUGCGUUGCAACUCGAACGGCUGCAACAACUCAACACGUUUAGCCGAUUACAUUGACUGUAUUUAUUGUGACACUGAUAGCAAUGGUAACUGUUUGAACAACGCCAGUGCGGUGACGCAGACACGUAAGUGUAAUACAUACUGCGUGACAGCGCUCUACCCCAAGUAUGACGAAUUCAACCCUGCCUACGGACUGGCGCGCACAUGCUUCGACGAUUUGGAGUAUGAUGAUCGUGAAGCUUGCGCGGCUGGCCAAAAAGAACAUUGCCAGGUCUGCGCUGAAGCCAGUUGUAACACGCAGACAGUGCCGGAGGCACGUCUAAGCUGUAAUGUGUGUCAAGGUGAUGAUUGCCAGGACCUACAGCCGCAGUCAUGUGCCACAUAUCGCGAGGGUGACCAAUGUUACAUACAAUUCGAUGAGGAGCGCAGCAUUGUCGGCUUCGGUUGCCGUAGUGAGUUCAGCAAUGCUGAAGCUGAUUAUCUGCUACAAAAUAAACGACUGUUCUACUGUGAUGGUGAUAAUUGUAACACUUUCGAUGCGUUACCAGCAGCACAGACCUGUAAGCUCUGUAGCUCACGCACCGAUUUGAAUUGUGCCACAAAUCCAAACAGCGUCACAGCCACCACUCGUUGCUCGUUCUUGCCAUACACUGAGUGUUACACACGCAUACUAGGUGGUGGAUUUACCGAGCGUGGCUGUCUCUCUAGCUUGUACGAUGACGAAUUCAGUAGCUGCUUAAAUGGCACUGCACCAUAUUGUCAGGCCUGCAGGGGCAACUCCUGCAAUAAUGAAUUGUAUCCGGAAGAUCGACUUUCAUGCCACAUUUGCGAUUCCAUCACAGAUCCGACUUGCACAAACCAUCCAAACAGUGUGGACUUUUGUCCGUUGCACGUCGCCGGCGAUAGCUGUGUCACAGCUUACAGUGAUGAUGUGACCUAUCGUGGCUGCAGUUCGAGCUUGCGCUGUGAUGCCUCCCAGCCGAGAUCUUGUUGGCCGUGUGAGGGCGCUGCUUGUAAUACCAUCAAUUUAUCACGUAGACAAGAUGAUAACUAUGGCAAAUGGCAAGAUCUGCCGUUGAGUUGUCUCUCGUGCAACGGUACGUCGUGCGGUGAUGUCAAUAGUGUACAGUCCUUAACUUGUGCGAACAAUAAUGAACAGGACUGCGUUACGGUGUUCCAAAGCGGUAAUGUUGUCAGACGUGGCUGUAGUGAUGCUGUUGAGGAGGAAUACGGUGACUACUGUGACACUAAUUCGAAUAAUUGUUUGAACUGCAAGUCCAAUUCAUGCAACAAUGCAACAGCUCUGACACAAUACAACGAGUGUAUCUACUGUGACACACAAAAGAAUCUGUCGUGUUUGUGGAACCCAGAAAGCGCUGUGCACAAAACGCGUCAAUGUCAAGGUGGUUGCAUGACUGCGUUGUAUCCCUCGGAUAGUAGCAGUGAUCCCGGUUACGAAAUGAUACGCACCUGCUUGGAUGACAAAGAGGCCGCUGAUCGAGCAACAUGUAACGGUGAGCUAUGCCAGCGUUGUGUGGGUAAUAAGUGCAACUCUGCAACGGUGCCGGCUGAACGUCUGAGUUGUUAUCAGUGUGAAGGUAACGACUGUGAUGAACCCGAGUUGAAAUUGUGCCCUCUUUACAAGAGUGAAGAUCAGUGCUUCACUUGGUUCGAUGAGACUAACAGCGUUAGUCAAAUGGGUUGUGUGAGCUCGUUCCGCGAUCAAGAAAUAACCGCGAUUAUCAGCACGAAGCGUGUGCUUGUUUGCGAGGGUGAUGCUUGCAAUUCGUUGAAUGAAUUACCGGGACCACAGAAGUGUGCCAUUUGUGAUUCGAGGACAGAUUAUACUUGCGCAGUGAACGCACAGGAGAUUAGCACAUUUAACACCUGCAACAUAUAUCCGUAUACCAACUGCUACACUAAAUUGGUCAGCACGGAUGGAUCGACAACACGUGGUUGCUUGAGUGAUCUGCCAACCACCGAAUUCGUCGACUGUGUUUUGGGCAAUGAUAAGAACUGCAGUAUUUGUAUUGGCGAGGGUUGCAAUCGUGAGGUUUUCCCGGAGGAUCGUCAACAGUGUUACACCUGUACUAGCGAAGAUGAUGAUUACUGCCAGUCCAACCCAACACGCCUCUUGCCAUGCCCAUACGUUACAGAGACAGAGAAAUGCCGAACCGCCGUAAGCAACAACGUUACAAUACGUGGCUGCAGCUCGGAGAUCUUGUGUGACCUUAACGACAGAAACUGCGUCUCAUGCAAUGGUAGCGCCUGUAAUUCCAUCGAUCUGCUGAACCGAGCCAAAGACGAUGGCGUACAUGGUGUGUGGCAAGAUUUGCCAUUAAGAUGUCACACCUGUGAGGGCGAACACUGCCUGCAGUCGUUGGGGCCAGCCUACGAAUGCACCGGUAAUAUAGCACAAGACUGUGUGACUGUCUUCACAACGGACGGUGAUGUGAAGCGUCGUGGUUGUUUCGAUGAUGUUGAAGUCUACGAGCAACGCCAUUGUCGUGAAAAUCCACAUCUAUGUUUCAGCUGCAAAUCAAACGAAUGUAAUGAUGCUUGGAAUACGACGGAUUAUAUCGAGUGCAAUUUCUGUAAUUCCGAUACGAAUCCAUUGUGCUCAACUGAUCCACAAAACGCUAACUUCACCAAACGAGCCUGUAAUAAGGAAUGUAUGGUGGCAGUGAAGGGCUCACAGGUGAUACGCUCCUGUUUGGAUGACAAGGAAUUGUACCAUCGCAACGAGUGCCGUGGAGAUAGCGACGAAUGCUCCAGCUGUAACACUCCCAAUUGUAAUGAUUUCGUUUAUCCCAAAAACUACUUUAGCUGCCACGUUUGCACUGACGCCUCGUGCCUCACCAGUGUCAGCCAACGUUGCGAGAAUGCUGUCGACAAUGAUUACUGUUUUGCCAAAUACGAAAAUGGACGUCCCGAACUCUUGGGUUGUGCCAGUUCGCAGAAUCAAAACAAUUUGACGGCAUGGGAAGCGGAGAACAAAUUGUACACUUGCCCAACUGUUGACUGUAAUGAAAUCUCUCGUUUGCCAACCCUAGGUGUGCAAUGUGUGUUGUGUAAUUCGGAGAUUACACCCGCAUGCGCACAAAACCCAACCGCAGUCGCAGCUAUCACCUCAUGUCCAGCGCUCCAAACUCAAUGUGUCACGCAUCUGAAUGGCGCGGGCCAUACAUUGCGCGGCUGUCUAAGCGAGUUGGCUCAAAAUGAGCAAGUGGCAUGCCUAGCUAACGGCACAUGCACCACAUGUGUUGGAGACAGUUGUAACAAUGCGAUCUUCCCCAUCAAUCGUCGUAGAUGUCACAUCUGUCUCUCUUCGGUCAAUGAGAAUUGCUCUAACAAUCCCAAUUAUCUGCAGGUCUGUCCGAUCUACUCAUCUACCGAUCAGUGUGUGACCAGAUAUGAUGACUUCACUGAGCGUGGUUGCAAUUCGCAAAUCACUUGUGACGUCAGUGACGGGCGGACAUGUAAUAUUUGCUCAAGUGACGGCUGUAAUACAGUCGAGCUGACCGGUGGCGCCACCGUACUGUCUGCAGUCAGUUUAUUGACGACGUUAGUGUUCGCUAUUGUAGCAAUGUUAGUGAUUACAUAGAUUUAAUUAAGCGAAAGGAGUCCAAUUUAAAACGUAAACAAUUAAUGAAGGUACCCAGAUUGUUAACUACUUACGUAACACUUUAGCAUAAACAAAACGGUUUGUAUAUAUAUAAUACUUAGCGUAAAGGAAUAAAACAAUAAUACUUGAAA
This is a messenger RNA of Bactrocera oleae (olive fruit fly), 8879 nucleotides long. RefSeq lists its product as uncharacterized. The record is from RefSeq and is a predicted model, not a curated record. Lineage: Eukaryota; Metazoa; Arthropoda; Insecta; Diptera; Tephritidae.